AUGGACGACACCGACUCAGAUAUCGAUGUGCCUCUACCAAAGUUCACGUCUUCGGCCGGCUCGAAUAAUAACAGAUCGAGAAACUUGACCGGAGCGUCCCGAGGGCAGAGUGGUGCUAUGAAUGCUAGUCCUGAAGCUAUCAAAUUGUGGAGGUCACUAACUGUUCCUGAACCAACUGAUACCCACACCAUUCAGGCAUCAUUUGUAAGACAUGCUACACAGACAUUGGCAAGGAGCUCGUUCAAUAUGGACACGUUUGCUGCAUAUCAAGCCACUGCAUACAGUGUGCGAGACAGACUCAUUGAACGAUGGAAUCGAACACAACAGCAUUUCACUUCAAAGGAUCCCAAACGUAUUUAUUACUUGUCAUUGGAAUUCUUACUCGGUCGAACAUUUGAUUCAGCAAUCCUGAAUCUAAACAUGAAGGACAACUAUUCUGGUGCUUUGAAAGAUCUUGGAUUUCGUGUAGAAGACCUUAUCGCUGAAGAAGUUGAUGCUGCACUUGGAAAUGGUGGUUUGGGACGACUUGCGGCUUGUUAUAUGGAUUCGCUGGCUACUUUGGACUUACCUGCAUGGGGUUAUGGUAUCAGAUAUACAUAUGGUAUUUUCCAACAACGAAUCAUUGAUGGCUAUCAAGUCGAGUUUCCUGAUUAUUGGCUGAAUUUCGGAAACCCUUGGGAGGUCGAACGAUUGGAUGUUUCAUAUGACGUCCGUUUCCGUGGAUAUGUCAACAAACUUCAAGCAUCUGAUGGUUCUGCACGAUACUCUUGGGAGGGCGGUGAAAAAGUAAUUGCUGUUGCAUACGACUAUCCCAUACCAGGAUUUGGCACCAACAACACGAUCAAUAUCCGAUUGUGGAGUGCCAAACCAACUCGUGAAUUCGAUUUUGCAAGUUUCAAUGACGGAAACUAUGACAAGUCUGUCGAAGAGCAAAAGGCUGCUGAGAACAUUACCUCUGUGUUGUAUCCAAACGACAACCACAUGGUUGGAAAAAUCCUACGUCUAAAACAGCAAUAUUUUUUCGUCUGCGCAACGCUCCAAGACAUUAUCCGUCGAUUCAAAAAAUCGCAUCGUCCAUGGUCUCAAUUCUCGGAUCAAGUAUCCAUUCAAUUGAAUGAUACCCAUCCUACUCUCAGUAUUGUUGAAUUGCAACGUAUCUUGAUUGAUGAAGAGGGUUUGACAUGGGAUGAAGCUUGGGGUAUUGUGACAAAGACUUUCUCGUUUACAAAUCAUACGGUUUUGCCUGAAGCUUUGGAGAAGUGGGCCGUGCCUCUUUUACAGGACUUGUUGCCGAGACACUUGUUGAUUAUUUAUGAUAUCAAUUUGUACUUCUUGCAAAGUGUUGAAAAGGUCUUCCCUGGUGAUCGUGAUCGUUUACGCCGAAUGUCCAUUAUUGAAGAGGGACAUCCUCAACAUGUCCGCAUGGCGUUCUUGGCUGUUGUUGGAUCGCACACCGUGAAUGGUGUCGCAGCCUUACAUUCAGAACUCAUCAAGACCAUGAUCUUCUCAGACUUUGUUGAAUUCUUUGGCAACCCACGAUUCACCAAUGUCACAAACGGUAUCACUCCUCGAAGAUGGCUUCACCAAGCAAACCCUAAACUCAGUACCUUGAUCACAAACAAGUUGGGUGGUUUACACUGGCUCAAGCAUCUCGAUGAACUAAGCGCUUUGAAGAAAUAUUGUGAUGAUCCAGCAUUUCAAAAGGAGUGGAUGGAUAUCAAGCGAUUCAACAAGAUGCGAUUGGCCAAAACCAUCAAACAAACGUGUGGUGUGGACGUAUCCGCAGAUGCUCUGUUUGACAUCCAGUGCAAACGUUUACACGAAUACAAGCGUCAAUUUAUGAACAUCCUGUCAAUUAUUUUCAGAUACCAGCGAUUGAAAGCCAUGACCAAGAGUGAAAUCAAGAAUGAAGUACCACGAGUACAUAUAUUUGCUGGAAAGAGUGCACCUGGAUACUAUAUUGCCAAGCUGGUUAUUAAGCUGAUCAACAGUGUUGGUGAUGUUGUGAACAAGGAUACUGAUACUAGAGACUACCUCAAGGUUGUCUUUAUUCCCAACUACAACGUCAGUAUCGCCGAAAUCAUGAUUCCUGCCUCAGAUAUCUCGCAACACAUCUCAACUGCUGGAACUGAAGCAUCUGGAACAUCCAACAUGAAAUUCGUGUUGAAUGGAGGCUUGAUUUUGGGUACUGUUGAUGGGGCCAAUAUUGAAAUAGGAGAGGAAGUUGGACCUGAUAAUAUCUGGUUGUUUGGUGUUUUGGCUCAUGAAGUGGAUGAUAUUCGACAUGCACAGACGUAUCAAUUGGUAGAAAUGGAUCCAUCAUUAAAGAGUGUAAUCCAGAGUAUACAACAUGGUGACUUUGGAGAUUCAGUCAUUUUCGAGCCUUUGUUGGCUACCCUAACUACUGGUCAUGAUUUUUACUUGAUCAGCAAGGACUUUGAAUCAUACUUGGAUGCUCAAAAGAAAGUGGAUCUAGCUUUCAAGGAUCGAACUACAUGGGCGAGGAAAUCAAUCAAUGCAGCUGCUGCUAUGGGCAAAUUCUCGGCGGAUCGAAGUAUCCAAGAAUAUGCUACACGUAUUUGGCAUGCUGGUCCCGUCACUGUCCCAGAAUGA
This is a messenger RNA of Synchytrium microbalum, 2613 nucleotides long. It is a transcript of the gene GPH1, whose product is annotated as glycogen phosphorylase. NCBI's taxonomy places the organism in Eukaryota, Fungi, Chytridiomycota, Chytridiomycetes, Synchytriales, Synchytriaceae. Gene Ontology annotation, biological process: glycogen catabolic process. The coding region runs from base 1 to 2613 and encodes 870 amino acids. The transcript is spliced from 25 exons. Gene Ontology annotation, molecular function: glycogen phosphorylase activity; pyridoxal phosphate binding. The record is from RefSeq and is a predicted model, not a curated record. Gene Ontology annotation, cellular component: cytoplasm.